This is a messenger RNA of Xiphophorus hellerii (green swordtail), 9033 nucleotides long. RefSeq names its product fragile X messenger ribonucleoprotein 1 (gene fmr1). The transcript has 15 exons. The record is from RefSeq and is a predicted model, not a curated record. Bases 387 to 2198 code for a protein of 603 amino acids. Gene Ontology annotation, molecular function: translation regulator activity; mRNA 3'-UTR binding. Gene Ontology annotation, biological process: positive regulation of translation; regulation of translation at presynapse, modulating synaptic transmission; positive regulation of long-term neuronal synaptic plasticity. Lineage: Eukaryota; Metazoa; Chordata; Actinopteri; Cyprinodontiformes; Poeciliidae. Gene Ontology annotation, cellular component: neuron projection; nucleus; cytoplasmic stress granule.
AAGAAAGGGUAGACGUCACAUGAUGGAGAGAUGCAGCCAGCCAGCAGUAGCUGCCUCCCGACUAAUCACACAGCAUUAACAUAAACCAGCUAACUCCACGGGCUAACUUGGACAGCCAUCUGCCUUUCAUUUUCUUAUUCGCUCCGAAUUAAAAAGCCGCGACGAGCAGACAGAGAAUUGACGGACGGUGCGAAACGAAGAACAACGUCACCGUCGCGCACGGUUACCUUAGUCCCUUCUUGCAUCCAGCUGAAAGCGUCAUUUGACAAAGCAGGGAAGCCCACGGUUGGAAACUCUACCUUGGCUAGCAGCGGGCUAGCCAGCUUGCUAGCUGCUAACAUUGCUAACUGUAGUUAGCUAGCUAGCGAGCUGUGAUAAGUUGCGUCAUGGAGGAGCUUGUAGUGGAAGUGAGAGGCACAAGUGGAGCCUUUUAUAAGGCUUUUGUGAAGGACGUCCACGAGGGAUCCGUCACUGUGGCAUUUGAAAACAAUUGGCAGCCGGAGCGUCAGAUCCCGUUCCAGGACGUUCGCUUCCCUCCUCCGACGGGCUUCAGCAAAGAGAUAAAUGAGAGUGAUGAAGUUGAGGUGUACUCCAGAGCGAAUGACAAGGAGCCGUGUGGAUGGUGGCUGGCCAAGGUUCGCAUGGUCAAAGGAGAGUUUUACGUGAUCGAGUACGCGGCGUGCGACGCCACGCUGAACGAGAUCGUGACGCUGGAGCGGUUACGGCCGGUCAACCCGAACAAGCCAGCCACCAAAAACACCUUCAUCAAGAUGAGGCUGGAAGUCCCUGAAGACCUGCGACAGAUGUGCUCCAAGGAGUCGGCGCACAAAGACUUCAAGAAGGCCGUCGGCGCGUUCAACAUCACCUACGACUCUGAGAAAAAGCAGCUGGUCAUCUUGUCAAUGAACGAGGUCACGACAAAGCGGGCCAACAUGAUGAGCGACAUGCACUUCAGGAGCCUCCGCACCAAACUGUCGCUCAUGAUGCGGAACGAGGAGGCCAGCAGGCAGCUGGAGAGUUCCAGACAGCUGGCGUCUCGGUUUCAUGAGCAGUUUGCGGUUCGGGACGACCUGAUGGGUCUGGCCAUCGGGACUCACGGGGCCAACAUUCAGCAGGCGCGAAAAGUCCCUGGAGUCACCAACAUCGACCUGGACGAAGAGACUUGCACCUUCCACAUAUACGGGGAGGACCAGGAUGCCGUCCGAAUAGCUAGGAGCUACCUGGAGUUUUCCGAAGAUAUCAUCAAAGUUCCCCGAAACUUAGUCGGAAAAGUGAUCGGAAAGAACGGCAAGCUGAUCCAGGAAGUGGUGGAUAAGUCCGGUGUGGUGAGGGUUCGAAUCGAGCCGGAGAACGACAAGAAGCCCUCGGCGGCGGCCGCGGCAGCAGCAGAUGAGGGAAUGGUGCCAUUUGUGUUUGUGGGGACCAAGGAAAGUAUUUCCAAUGCAACAGUGCUCCUGGACUAUCACCUCAAUUACCUUAAGGAGGUGGACCAGCUGCGCUUGGAGCGCCUUCAGAUUGACGAGCAGCUGCGACAGAUAGGGGGCGGGGGCGGAGGGGGUGGGGCAGGCCCCCGAAACCCCAAAGACAAAUCCUAUGUGUUCGAUAACGGGAUGGGAAUGGGGAUGGGCAGAGGAGCAGGAGGUGGGAAGCCCUACGUGGGAGGAAGAGGCGGACGGGGCCGGAGAGGGGGCGGGGCGGCGUUCACCUCAGGCACCAACUCGGAGGCGUCCAACGCUUCGGAGACGGAGUCAGACCACCGAGAGGAGCUGAGCGACUGGUCCCUGGCUCCCACCGAGGAGCUGAUGACGGGAGGCGGGUCCCUGCCCAGGCGGACAGACGGCAGGAAACGAGCCGGAGGGGGGGGCCUGAGAGGCCGCGGGGGCAGAGGGAGAGGACUGGGAGGGUAUAAAGGUGAUGACAUGCAGUGGGGCGAGCCAAGACCUCGUCAUGUAAGGGACCCAAAACCUCGAGGCCAGGAAGACACACUGCAGAUCCGUGUGGACGGAAACAACGAGCGCAGCGUGCAGCACUCAUCAGGCGGCCGAGGAGGAGGAGGAGGAGGACCUUCUUCAUCCCAGAGUGGCAUCGCCGUCGGCGGGGACAGCCAGUCCCGCCAUCACCAUCAGAGACCCCUGAGAGACCGGGGGAUGAAGAAGGACAAACAGGACGCUCCGGCGCUGGUGAACGGAGUGUCGUAGACGCACCCACUGAGGACCUUCUCUCUCUCACACACUCACACACACACGCCCACACACACACACAGGCAACUUCUCAAACACCAUCUUAUAGUUUCUGGCGUAUUUUAUUUUAUUUUUUUGUCUUUUUCUCGUCUUUGUCGCACGCAAGAGGACACUCAUUUCCAUCGGCAUGGAAAUGUUUAGCGAAGUCUUGAUCCGUUCCCGCCUGCUGCCGUCUCCUGUUCUUCUCUGGACUGUUUUGGAACAAGAGGACGAGAAGAAGAAGGUUUUGACGAAAGCUCCUCUGUGACAGAAGGGUUAGCUGAGGGGGGGGGGGGGGGGAAACGUUCCCAAUUCACUCCAUCAACACCACAAAUAUGUAUUUUUUGGGGAGUUUUUUUUUUUUUUGUUCCCCCUUCGGUCUCAUUCGGGCUUACUCGCACGAGAAAACGGGAACGACGACGACGGCGGCAGAAAUCUGUGGAAACGAUUUCAUCCAUUUGGCAAAAAGUUUCAACGUUUUGAACUCUUAGAGAUGAUUGCAGACUUCGCUGUGUCCAAACAUAUCCCUUUCCCCCACUGGUACAGAAACAUGUUUUGCUUCUCUAAAACUCCCAAAAUCCAACAUUUUCAAAGUCACCCAAAACCAGCUUUCUACACCGAACCUGUUCAAAAAAAAAAAAAAAAAAAGUAGCAAAUCUGAGAUUUUUUUUAUUUUUCGUCCUGGUGGGAAGACGUUUGGUUGUGGGGGAAAAAAUGUUUGCAGAUGGCACUUUACUUUGAUUUUCUACCUUUUUUCCCCACACUGAAAUACAAACAGGUAGGCACUCCUAAAAGCGACGCUCUACAUCACGCUGUUAUUUAAAAAGGCCUUUGUUUGGUUUGAUGCCUAAAUAUUGUAAGCUGUCGGACCCCGUCUCUUCUGAAGCAUACAGACUUAAACCUGAGGCCAGCUGGUGUGAAAUUUCUGUUCUAUUUUGUUUUGUUUUGGGUUUUUAAAAAAAAAAAAGCAAAUUAAAACUCAGCAGCAACUUCCAAAAGUCUAGGUUUGUACUACGUCGAUGUCAACUGUCAUUUUGUAAAAAAAAAAAAUAAAAUAAAAUAAACGCUCCACCUCUCUUGUGAGCAGAUUGCUGAUACAAUGAGAGAAAGGUAAAAAAAAAAAAACACUGACUCAUGGCUCCAGCCUGUAAAAUAAGAUUGAUGCUCGUAUACGGAUUCAUCGCAGCACGCCUGCACUGGUUUUAGACGAUACUGCACUGAUUCACAGGGUGGUACUAAAGAGCUGUCGGGUGACGACUCCUAACCUGCAUUUUACUUUGGUUUCUGGCUCUAUUUACUGACAUUAAAAGAGUCCACUUAAGUGGAGGGCAGAUGAAAUGGCUCAAACAGGACAGUUCUCCUGUUUAAUUUAUUAAUUUGUCAAGUCUUUUCAUUUAUAAAACAUAUUUGUCUUAACUGUAGAUGAAAUAUCAGUUGUUUUUGGCUGAGGUUUUGCCCCCUUCCCCCCCCCGUUCUGCUUGUCCAACAUAUUUGUGAUCUAUCUCUUUCCUGUUUACCUUUUUUUCCCGUCAAAAUCACAUUUUGGCUGCAUCUUGUAAACGACAAAAACGAGACAUUUUCCUACAGCUACGAAAGUCAGCGAAGCGGUCAUUAUGUGCCUGUGAUUUUUUUUUCAUAAACUGUGAGCUUCUCGUUUUUCAGUCACCAUGAGGCUCCUUUAUGUUUGUGCCUUGGGUUUAUGUUCCUCCUCGUCUGUAAAUUUGGCAAAUUAUAAAGGAAACCAUCAUCAGCGUAAUGAUGCAUGAUGGAGAUUCUGUGAUUCUUCAUGGGAGAAAUGGCUGUUUUAAAAGUCCCUGAGUUUUUUUUUUUUUUUUGUAGUGUUUACAUAAUGCAGGUCAAAACAAUAUGAUGGGUGUGAACUGUAAUCAUGACGCAUUUUAACGUUGUAUUCAUCGAUUUCUGUGGAUUUUCUUGCAUGGAAGAGAGCAGUUUGGUUUAGCUUGGGGAGAAAGCCUUAAAAGUUGAUUUACUGUCAUUUUUUUCUGUUAAAGUUCUCAACUCAAACCGACCGCAAUAAUGGCCAUGGGCUAAUCUAGAGAGGGGAUUUGAUUUAGGAGACAAAAUGACUAAGACUAGGUUUAUCAAUGAAUCCGUAGACUUUCUUAUUUAACACUCAAGUCUUCUUUUUCAUAAUUCUCACCAGCUGCGUUUCCAUUAAAAGUGUGCGCAAAACUUUGUCAAAACUUUUUUUUUUUGAAAUUGUGAAUUAGCUUGUUCAUCCAAUCAGUCAUUAUACAUACCGCGCAGUCAUCCUCAAAUACUUCCUGUCGUUUUCUUCUUCUUGGUUUCUGCCAGUGGUAAAAGCCGCUUGUUGGUCACAUGACUCGUGUGAUGCAAAAACAAAAGACAUUUCCAUUGCAGUUUUGCGACAGAACUAUUUUGAUUAAAAAAAAACAAAAAAACUUUUUACCGAAAAACAAGUUUUUUAGAAAUGGCCGUUUCCAUUAAGUGAAUUUAUAUUUGAAAUGCACCACUUUAUAGUCAAUGGAAACGCAGCUAUUGAAGAACAUGUUGGAAUUCGUCAAGAUUCGCGUACUUGUAUGUUGGGAUGGUUUUAAAAAUAGUCAAAUUUAGGUAAAGUAAUAGUAGUGAAGCGAAGGCGGUACAGGUGGACGUGACAAAACCUUCAUAUUAGCAAAGCUAGACAUUAAAGUUUCUUGUGGCCUGCUUCACAAAUCCUACUAAAAGCAAAACCUUUGACACAAUUCUUGAAAAGAAACAAACCUUUCUAAAGGAAAGUCUGGAUUACUUUUAUUUAAGAACUCUGACAGCUCAGUGUGUAGGGGAAACCUUAAUUUUAAUUUUGUGACACGUGCCUUCGAUUAUGGCUAGCAUCACAACCUAGAUGUAUAAAUCAGGGAUGGAGGAUAAUUCAGCGUCUCAAGAUGGUAAAAAAAAACAAAACUCAUUUGUCUUGAGUUCUCAAAGCUUUGGCUGAAGUCCGACUGCAAAGAAGUAAAGGUUCAGGAGUCUGGUGGUAUCAGCGCUUAAAGACGGUGGCUGCCGUAAGCGCCGGACCUCUAGGUGUUGCAUCUACAGCGUCAGACUGAAGCCUGACGGCUCAUCUGUGAAAUUCUGUGCAGGCCUCGAGUGACCACUCGGCCCUCGCACGUGCACCAUUUUUAAAGUUUCAUUUCUGGGUGUGAAGCGGUAAGUGAACCUGCUCCUAAUGCCGCUUUAACACCUGAUAAAUGAACCGAAGAGGUGGCUGUGAUUAGGCCAGGUUCCUUCUUUUUUUUUUUUUUUUUUUUUAAACUUCCAUUGCAUGAACAUCUUUCUUCUGGACUUUAAAGACAUUACGUAGAGUUUGACAUAAUUUUUUAAAAAAUAGGCGUUUGGCUUGAGUAGCCAGUCAUGAGCUGAAAACGUACACCGUAGAGUCAGUGACACGUAGAACUUUCUAUAACAUUUUAGAAAAUGGUGACAUGAGUAAUAAAUGAUGAAACGAGUUGUUUUAGAAGUCGUCUUUUUUCUUUUUUUUUUUUUUUACCCCCUUUUGAAUUAUGAUGUACGUAUGUAUGAUGUUAAUUUCUCCAUCACUAAUAUGUUAAGACUUUGCUUUCACUUGUUUACACUCCAGCCAUGUUGCAUUUAGUUUCUCUGGUGAGGAUUCCAACCAGUUCAUCAGCCAAUGGUUCCAGUGAAACUAACCUAUGUAUUGUCAGUAGAGCAUCUGCGUUUUGUUUAACAAAAAGAAGACAAAAAAAAAGAAACAAGAAGGGAGGAUGGCAUAUUGUAUAUAAUGAUGUCAUUAUUUGUUUAGGAAAAGAUUUGUACAAUUGUUUAAAAUGCUCUCUUAUGCUAUUUUUUUUUUUGUUUUGUUUUUGUUUAAUAUUGGGUUAAAUGCUAGAGCUCUUCAGAAUAAACUCAAUGCUGUGCAGUAAAGUAGGAUUUGGUUGAAAUACGGUUGAUAUGAACAGCUUUGCAGAGGGAGUUGGUUGUCAUUUGACAUUAUGGAAAUCUACCCAAAACUGAAUAAAAUACUGAACCCACUCAGGGAAUUUGACCUAAUGAUUGAUGGAAACUGUAUGACGAUGACAGCAUUAAAGUAAAUAUCAAGAAUUCAUGAACGCUUUAGAUUCUCUGUUGCCCCCAAAUCUGCAACUGUUGUGGUGAUGAGUAAAAUAAACAUUUCUGGGCCAUUUGAUACAUAAGUUGGCAAAUUUUGUGGGUUCUGAUUGGUUAGUCCCCUUGUCAUUUCAUACCUUUAGAGUUUUGAUCGUCUUCUACAUUAUUAUUAUUUUUUGGUUAUUUGGAGAGAUUUGGGUGCCAAAUGGCCUUUUUGAACCAGCUAAACCUUCAGCUUGUAUUCACUUUGACAAAAUAAAUUGUAAGAAACUCUCCAUUAUCUUCUCAAAGUCUACUGUAAGGAAACGUAGAGGAAUCACCCCAAGAAAUACCUACCAGCCAGAUGUGAGGUAUUUUUGCUUAUUUUAUUUUCAUCACUAUAGUUCAUAAAAGUGUCUAUAAAAAAAAAAAAAUUCUGACAACGCAAUGAUUUUAAUACUCGGGUACAGAAUGUUAGACGUGACAAAAUGGCAUCACCGGGGUAUGAAAUGAUAUGACUUGGCGAUGGGGCUAAUUGAUCGGAGUCUGGAUUUCGUGACUCCCUUCGAUGUUUUAUGGUCUGCAGGAGCUUUUUCCUCAUUCUAGAUUUAGAAAGAAAGACUAGUUUGGCUGUUGAGCUCAUGACUCGUCAUGUUGCAUUUAGGAACAGUCGUGAACAACUCUGAAAUUAGAAGGAAAAAGAAGAAGCUACAUGCUAGCAUGUUCUAGCUAAGGUGUUGCUAAUUCCAGAGCAGCUACAACAAAGACGGUUAGUUUAGCGUAAACUCAUGAAACUCGUUUUGACUUGCUUUGCUUCAAAGUGUAAAAACGUGCUGGUAAACACCACUUUAUUUAUUCUGAGCUACAACUGAACAUAGAGUGAUAGCAGAGGUCUAUUUUAACUGAAGAGACGCUGUGUGUGAUUGUUAGCCAUGUCUGCAGUCUACACUAGCAUCUCCCUAGCGCUAAUAUAAAGGGUUUCAGCCUUGAAGAAAACACUUGUGGCUCACCUGAAGCAAGUAUUAUGUCCUACAGUAUGUCGACAUGCAUAAUGUCGUAGGAUGGAUUCUCCCUUUAAUUUCUAGCUAAAAGUGAACCCUGAGACUUUCUUGCUCUCUACAUGUACAGAUAAAGAAAUAAUAACCAGCCUAUUUUUGUCAUUUACAAAUACCCUAGGUAUUUUUUCAACAACAAAAACUGUUAUUUACCCUUUUAGUGCUGCCAGGCAGACUUAUCUCCCACAGGAUAGAUGGUACGCACUGAUCUAGUUGGGGUUUUUUUUUUAGACAGUGUUAUAAAUGUUUCAGAGACCUUUUUCAUUUUAGCGCUGUUGUCGCACCAGAUUGGAGGAAACUCCCUUCACCUCCGGUUGUGCGUUGUUGUUUUAUGGAGCCUCCGGGUUCAGGUGGGAUAUGUUUUGUUUUGUUUUUUUUUUUUUGUUUUUUUUUUACCUCCGGGAGAGUGAAUUAGUUCUGUGGGGAAGAAAAGCUGAAACAUAUUUCAGUGUUUGGGUUGGAUCAUUAGGGAGAUCACUGCUGAACAAGACCAAUGUAUGUAAAUAACUAUAAAACACUAAAGUGAAAGAAGACUGUUGCAUGCUGACCCGGUUGAGGUCACUGAGGAGAUGUUGCUUUGGAAGCAUUUUAACCAACUGGUGGUGACGUAGUUAACUAGUAACCUGGCAUUUAAGCAACUCACCUGAGAUCAGUAGAGCUCAUUUCAUGGCAUGAAGCUCAUCUCAGUGGGUGAACUAUCAAGAACUUCGACUUAUGCAGAGAUGCAUGAACAGAAUUGGUUGCGGCCAAUCACGUGGCUCUGGAACCGUUUGGGGUCCCAAAAUGGAAGUGGGCUGUUAAGUGACGCCAUUUGAGACGUAACCAUGCAACGUUUUCUACAUGGGAACCUAUGAAUAUGAAUUCCAAUACAACUGUUUAAACCAUGAUGAUGGAUUUUUUUAAGGAGCAAUCCUUCUGAAACUUCAAUCACUGUAAACCCACUUGUGUCUCACCUAGAAAUGUCUUCGUAAGCUAGUGGAAGUGAACGUUGGGUCUUGGAGUCUGCCUUCAACAUUUAGGCCGUUUCGACAGAGAAUUGGGCAAAAAGUAGAAAUACAUCCGAUUGGAAGUAUGUACUUUACAGAUUAGCGGAGAGUCUAUGUCUGUGGCUAUAGGGUGUAGGAGUGCAUGUGAUUGUCACAUUGAGUGCUGUCCUGACUAUAGACCAGAACUGACUUAGUUUGGGAAGGUUUUGUUUGUUUAAUCGGAACACAGUGGAGUCGGACCAAAUGCUGAAAGGUCCUGCUUUGUUCUGACUUCACUUGAAACAUCAAAUUUGGUAUGUAUGUCAAGACAUUUAAAGAUACUUAUGAACCGCCAUUAGUCCCAUUGCGGUUCGUCUUGGGCUAAAACAAGGUCUAUCCAAAUUGUGUUUUUUAUUGUUAGCUCAGAUGUCAGACAGCAGUAAUUUAUAGAAGGUAACGUUGAAGACUACUAGGUGUUCACACUAUGGGCUAUUCAACUAUAGAUUGCCAGAAAGUGACGACUUGCAGAGCAUCUGUAGAUACUUAAACCAGGGUAAUUCAAAAAGCUGUUAAACCUUGUGUGCACUUUUUGGGCAUUUUAAUCUUUGUUUUCUCUUUUUGUACAUACUACCUGCAUUUAAGAUGUUUGGGUGGACAUGUCUGGUUAUAGUGCAAUAUAUUUUGUAUGCAAGCAGUUUCAAUAAAUAAAGUUUGAUCUUCCUCCGG